AUGCCCAAGGCUCUCAAUCACUUGGCCAAGUUUUGCAAAUCUGAAGAAGCCAUCAAGUUCAUCCUGUGGACAUUGACACUCUUCCAGUCAUGGAAUGUGUGGGGCAGAGAUGGCCAGGAUUGGACCACCAAGAAGGUGUGCAAGCCAUGGGGAGGAUACAUGCACUGGUGGGUGUGCAUCCAGCACUGCACGUGGGCUGCCUACACCAUCUACUGCAAUUUCCCAAUGCCCGAGAUUGCCCUGCCUUUUGAUGUUUGUGCGCUGUUUGAUGCCCUGUGA
Molecule: messenger RNA, 279 nt
Organism: Acanthamoeba castellanii str. Neff
Lineage: Eukaryota; Discosea; Longamoebia; Acanthamoebidae
Exons: 2
Coding region: 1-279 (92 amino acids)
Source: RefSeq, a predicted model, not a curated record